AUGUUUCCCUUCUGGCAGCAAGCGCAUCACUGGGUCGACGUGUACUACGUGUUCAAGACGUACCAAUUCCGCUACCCGUCACAAAGACUCAAGGACAUCUCUACCCAACACGCACGAACUUGGAACAGAUUCGCGAAUGGAGAACCACCGUGGAAAGAAUACAAAUAUACCGGCAAAGGCGACGAAGUGGUGAUGGUGGCAGACGAGAGGGAUGGCUGGGUGCAAAGGACGGUUGAAGAACACGAAAAGGUGGUGGACAACAGCUGGCGGAGGUGUGAAGCGUUGGUUGCGAGCUGGGACAGCAUGCGCGGGAAGCAUUUCUCGCCAUUCCAGAUCGAGCCAAUGAAGGAGAACAAGACGGCCUAG
Messenger RNA from Alternaria infectoria, 366 nucleotides. RefSeq lists its product as uncharacterized. The transcript is spliced from 2 exons. Bases 1 to 366 code for a protein of 121 amino acids. NCBI's taxonomy places the organism in Eukaryota, Fungi, Ascomycota, Dothideomycetes, Pleosporales, Pleosporaceae. The record is from RefSeq and is a predicted model, not a curated record.